AUGCAUGCCAAAACCGACUCCGAGGUGACCAGCUUGGCGCCGUCGUCGCCGACCAGAUCUCCCCGCCGCCCGGCCUACUUCGUCCAGAGCCCCUCCCCCGACUCCCACGAUGGCGACAAGACCACGACGUCGUUUCACUCCACCCCGGUCGUCAGCCCCGUCGCCUCCCCGCCUCACUCCCACUCCUCCGUCGGCCACCACUCCCGGGAAUCCUCCUCCACCCGAUUCUCCGGCUCGCUCAAGCCCGGAUCUAGGAAGAUCUCUCCCAACGACGCCUCCGGAGGCCGCGGCGGGCACCUGAAGGGGAAUCAGAAGCAGUGGAAAGAAGUCGAUGUGAUUGAGGAAGAAGGGCUGCUCGAAGACGAAGAGCGGCGCAGGGGAAUCCCUCGCCGCUGCUAUGUCCUUGCUUUUGUUAUGGGGUUCUUCGUUCUCUUCUCUUUCUUCUCUCUGAUUCUCUGGGGAGCUAGCAGACCCCAGAAGCCCAAGAUCACAAUGAAGUGCAUUAAGUUCGAGCAUUUCAACAUCCAAGCCGGCUCCGACGCCUCUGGAGUAGCUACUGAUAUUAUCACAGUGAACUCCAUCGUCCGAAUGAUCUACCGCAACACCGGGACUUUCUUCGGCGUCCACGUGACCUCGACGCCUCUGGAUCUAUCCUACUCGCAACUCGCAAUUGCCACCGGAGCGGUGAAACGGUUUUAUUAG
Messenger RNA from Linum trigynum, 702 nucleotides. NCBI's taxonomy places the organism in Eukaryota, Viridiplantae, Streptophyta, Magnoliopsida, Malpighiales, Linaceae. The record is from the annotation of a GenBank genome assembly.